Molecule: messenger RNA, 1697 nt
Organism: Athene cunicularia (burrowing owl)
Lineage: Eukaryota; Metazoa; Chordata; Aves; Strigiformes; Strigidae
Product: protein scribble homolog
Exons: 8
Coding region: 137-1018 (293 amino acids)
Molecular function (GO): protein binding
Source: RefSeq, a predicted model, not a curated record
CCACUCCACACCCUGGAGAAUUAAAGAACAUGAAAAAGACAGUGGAGAAUUUACGGAAUGAUAUGAAUGCUGCUAAAGGACUGGAUUCAAACAAAAACGAGUGGCCCAAUGCUGAUUUCAAGGUCUUAUUAAAUCUAUGGGUUCUGGUUUGUUUAUAAAGGACUCUAUUAAGUGGCUUCCCAAGUCUCCUAAACUGUACAGUGGCCAUAACUGGAACUCCCAGGGCUCUCGCUGGGCCUUGUUGAAAGGAAAGGAAAGUAUUCAUGGUGAUAACCUGUACAAAUUCAGCUCUGCUAAUGGAAAAUGGAGGGAAGGAAGGAUCAGUCCUGAGCAAGAAGCAGAAGAACUGGAGGAUCCUGAUGAUGAGCCUAUUUCCAAGUUUUCCGGCAGCCUUUUUGAUACCGAUGAUAGUAUGAGAGAUCAAAGAAACACCAGAACAGCUCUUCAAGAAAAGCACAAGUCAGCAAUGAAGGGGAAGACGCUUCCAGGGACUAACACUAAGGUGCAGCCACCUGUCUUGGCGGUGGGCAGCUUCCCUGGCGAGAGCAGCCGGAUCCUGGAGGAAUCGAGGAUGAUGGAUGUGCCGCAGCCCCCGCUGAAGAUAACCAUUACUGUGUGCAGUCAAAUGGGGAGUCUUGGUAUUAGCAUUGCUGGUGGAAAGGGCUCAUCUCCAUGUAAAGACAAUGAUGAGGGGAUCAUGACCGCACAGCUGCCUAAAGAUGGUCCAGCAGACUUGGCUGGGAUACAAGCAGGAGACAGAGUGGCAGAGGUAUCCCUCGUUUCAGAACCCAAUGCCCUUGAUGCUGGUCCUGCAGAAGUUUCAUCCAAGGGCAGCCCCUUCCCAACAGUAAACCACGUCAUAAAAAUACCUCGGAUAAUCCUCACACGCCCUUCCACUUCCGAUGAAGAUACUGACCAGUUGCCCCCCGACCCAGAUGACUUUGAGCCCGAGGAGCCUGACAGCGCAGAAGGCCAUUCCUAUUCGGACUGUCUGAACAGUGCUUUUUAUCCUCCCUAAUAAAGUACUUUUCUGGAAAGAGUUCAUGGGUGGUUUUCUUUCCCAUUGUUCAAUUACUUUUAAUGUAGUACUUGAACCGCUAUGCCUUAUUUGUAGGAAAAACCAUUACGUGGAGGAUGGAUUUGAGCUGGGGGAGAAGAACCUGUUUGUAUUUCUUUGCCUUGAACUUUCCUUCGGCCAGAACUUGUGCACUUGUAACAAAAUGUGCUGGGUGAGGUUAUGUGAAUGUCACUGUGUGCUUCAAUAGCCACUUGUAAGGGUGUCCUACAGCACCUAAAUGCAAUGCUGGAAAGAGCAGCUGAUUUUUAUUCAGAAGGUACUUUACCCAUUUGGAAACACUGAAAACAUUUGUAUAGUUAGGGUUUUUUUAAAAAAUCUUGAGUCCAUGUUUUGUCUGUAUUGCUCACCCUUUUGUCUACCCCCAGGUUCCUUUGAAUUGUUCCUUUUAACGUUGUUUUCUAUGAGAAUAAAAAAUCCUUUCUGUCUUUUAAAUAGUGUUGUUUUUUUUUCCCCACAGAGAAAUGUUAUUUCCAUUGGAAUUCUGUAUCCUAGCGUAAGAAAGAAUAGUUUCUUCAGGCUUAUCAGUAAUGCAAACAUAGAUUUGAACAGGACCUGUAAGUUACAUUUUAUUAGACCUAAAUGCAGGAGUCAUCUUAUGCAGCUAUCCACCUGAGAGUGA